Dalotia coriaria is the source of this 782-nucleotide messenger RNA. RefSeq lists its product as uncharacterized. The transcript has 2 exons. Lineage: Eukaryota; Metazoa; Arthropoda; Insecta; Coleoptera; Staphylinidae. The coding region runs from base 201 to 608 and encodes 135 amino acids. The record is from RefSeq and is a predicted model, not a curated record.
CAUCGUUGGGCGGAGAAAUUGGUCUCCAUAAUAAGGGAUACCAGCUUAAUUCUUCCACAACUCGCUCGUAUGUUAACGAACUCUUAAACGCCCAAAAGUCAGAACGUAUAAAAAGGCAUAGCUGCAUUAGAACACAACUAGUAUCAGAAGAAGUGCAUUCGAGUGCAUAGUGAAUAGUCAUCAAACAAACUCAAGAAAAAAUGUUUCUAAAAGUGUUUUCAUUAGCACUUGUGCUAAUAAGUGUAACCACCGCAUUACCAGCCAUCGCAGUUGAACCCAACAGUCCACCAGUACAAAUUCCAGCAAAUAUGGUAGUAGCCCAACCUAGAACCUUCAGCACUUUAGGAUCACUCUUCGGAGGAGGUUACAGCACAGCAUAUAGAUACCCUGAGGGCCACCGGGGUUAUCCCAACUAUGGAUCUGCCUAUUCUGGUAGCAUAUACGGCGGUAAUCCAGCAUCCGUGGUACCCCAACAAGUGGUACCCGCUUACUCAGGAGGGUAUGGUGGUUACGGAUGGCGUGGUGGUUCAGACAAUCGUGGAUAUGGUCAACAAAGUGGAUGGGCCAAUCAGGCAACCAGUGGAUGGUCAGGAAAUUACGGAAGAUAGUCAUUUUUAUCAAACGUAUCAAUAAGACUGCAUAAAUACCUAUUAUAGCAAUAACAAUUACGUCAUGGAAAACUAAACAUAAAUUGACCUAUUGUACUUAAUUUGGGAUUUACAUAUUGUUCAAGUAAUAAAAGUUGUUGAAGGUGUGCGUAAUAAAAGUGUUUUGAACGCUCA